Myzus persicae (green peach aphid) is the source of this 2508-nucleotide messenger RNA. RefSeq lists its product as uncharacterized. Gene Ontology annotation, molecular function: sodium channel regulator activity. The transcript is spliced from 3 exons. NCBI's taxonomy places the organism in Eukaryota, Metazoa, Arthropoda, Insecta, Hemiptera, Aphididae. The coding region runs from base 565 to 1998 and encodes 477 amino acids. The record is from RefSeq and is a predicted model, not a curated record. Gene Ontology annotation, biological process: regulation of sodium ion transport.
CAGUCAACUAAACCGAAUCAAACGAGAACGUCGCAACUCUUUCCGCCUACACAUUGAACAAAACCACAGAAUGAACAAUAGUCGUACAAAUAGCCACAAGCCACGGGGUGUGCCACGGCACACCUGGCACACUCUGCAGUGCACACGCCAAAGGGACCAACGAAAGCGAAAACGUUAUCAGCGAUCGAAGAGAAAACACAGACGAAUACAUGAUAACGAGAGUCGGCGUCGAGGUUAUCUGUUGGCGCGACGGUCUGGAUUUAUUGAUUUUUCCGCGAUGGUCUAGAUUCCGAGGCGCCGCGCGCCGGUCCGUUCGGCGGCGGUGGUGGCGUCGACGGCGGUGAACCCCGGCCGCCGCGCCACCGUUACUGUGUGUGCACAACACGGCGUUUGGCCUCGUUAUUCGCGUUCGCCCGGUGGUGCCGCGCGCGGGGGGUGUACCACUGUUAUUGUUGUCGUUGUCAGCGCCGCGGGUAUAAUAUAUAGUUCAAUCGGUGACCACGACCACGGGAUAUUAUCAUAAUAUAACACGACGUCGUCGUCGUCAAGCCGGCCGUGACGAACAUGCCGAAAAAGAAACCGAUACCGGUCGAAGAUCUGGUGGUGCCGCCACAGGACACCCGGAUAUGCGGUACGAUAUGCGUGUGCCAGAUGACUGCCGUGCUGAGCAGCGUGGCCAUCGUGUACUUGACGGUGGCCAUAUACAUGCCGACCAUGCGGGAAUUCAAGUCGGGCAUAUCUGAGGAUCCGGUGGUGUGCACUACCACUAGGAACGUGUCGUCACAAAAGUGCGACUGGAGCUCGUGCAGCGAAUGGUGCCUGAGCAAGCCGUCCGGCGGCUGCGCGCAGAUCUACGUCAACAUCCGGCAGAACGGGUCGGCGCUGCUGUUGCACAACUGUUCGCACGUCGUCAACAAGACGUGCUUCGGGUUCGACCCGGAGAACGCCAAGCGGUAUACGUGCAUCCGGGACGAGUGCAAGACGCUGACCGGCACGUUCAACUGCACCGACGGUGUGUGCAUAAACAUCACGGACGCGUUCCGGUGCGAGUUCCGCAACACGGAACCGCCGCUCAAGUGCAACGAGUAUCGGGGCAAGAUCACGUGCAUGUCCAUAGCAGGCCUGAACAGCUGUGUGCGCGGCGAGUGCAGUCGCAUACUGGAGCCGUACAACUGCGACCGGCGGUGUGUGGACAUACCGACCAGGAACAAGAACGUGAUUGUGCUGAGCGGCGACAGGACGUUCUUGGCGCGGUGCGACGCGGCCGCGCACCUACCCGGUUACAUGGACGGCGACCCGUUACCGCGAGAAAUUGACGAAGGCGGUGGCGGCGUCAUCGAAACCGAGCGGCGGCGGAGGAUAUGGUCCGAGGAACAGGACGAUGUGCUGAUUGCGUCGUGCAUGAGCGUGGUGCUGGGCGGGCCACCCGGAGAUCUGCUAGCCACGGACUGCGUCAACGGGUCGCUACUGCGGCAGGACGUACUGGCCGACUUCGCCAACUUCUCGCACCUGACCAACCUGAACGCUCAGAGUGACCGGCCAAUAGUGGCCGGUGACGUGGUGGCGCCCCGAGAACACAAGCUGCUCAUUGCCAAAGACAGCCACCUGCACAUCAACCUGGAGGGCUGCGUGAACACGCUCCGAGGCGAAUGCGACGUGUUCAUCCGACGGUUCGGCAAGGACGGUUCCGACCACAACGCUCGCGCCCGGUUCCGGUGCUUCUACGCCACCGGCAUACCCGAGCUGGCCGUCGUCCGGUUCGACCUGGGCCGCACGUACAAGGAGUUCCUGGUGGCGUCCGUGGUUCCGGUGGUUAUGUUGGUCAUAUCGUGCUUGACGCUCAUCCUGUGCCAGCGAACGGUCGAGGUGGGCGACGACGCCAAGAUGCGGUUCAAGCGCAAGAGCAUCCGGACGCUGUUCCCGCUGCACGACCGCGAACUGGACAGCAUAGCCGGCCGCCGACCGUCCACUGUCGACCUGGACAACACGUCUCUCUGAGAUUCGCUACGCAUUCCCCUCUUACAAGAUAGCCCUACUCGUCAGCAACAGAUGUAUUCGUUGCCAGACUACUAGAGCUUACAUUUCACCACGAUCCGGACGGCUUACAUGAAAAAUAAGCUUCGUACACAAAACAAAUCUGGAUCGGUGAGGGGAACGCGUAAUUGUUACAACAUGAAAAAAAAAUUGUUACUAGUGAGAUUUAAUUGUAUUCACUCGUUUAAAUAUAAUUCAUUGCAUCUCGAAAAUUGUGCACAUAAAUAAUAUAUACAUUUGUGAAUUGACACAUCCUUACCACGUCGCUAAUUUUUGAAAAAUAUAUAUUUUUUUUUAUACACUCGAUGCCUAUAACUAUAAUAUACACACAAUACUAUUAAACAAUAAGCUUUAUGUACUAUUUUAUAGAUAUAAUAUGCGCGAAAAGACAUUUUUGAUAUACUCUAAACCAAUUAAAAGCAAUAUCACCAAAAAUAUAAUAAUAUACUAAAUUAUUGUAUACGAACAGUAUAU